UCAGACGUCACUUUCCCUCGACGCUCGAAACGAGGAGACCUUUUUCCGGUUGGAUUACGACGCACGGCCGCUCGCCCUUUCGCCAAAAAACAAAAAAUGUAUUACAAAUUUAGCGGUAUCACACAGAAGCUGACUGGUUCUUCUCCGGCGACUGCCUACACGCCUCAGGGCCUGAGGCCAAGUGUACCAACAGAAUCCCCUUCCAUGAUCUUUGCCACACCCACUAAGGUGGUAUCAGAGACCGGGGCCAUGGCGGAGUACAUGGGGUCUAACAAGGUGCCUGACUUCCAGCGGAUAUUCCAGACAUCAGAUGGCAUCCCCGUUCACAUGAAGCGUGGCGUUCCUGACAAGCUGCUGUACCGUACCACCAUGGCUCUGACAGUCGGAGGCGUUCUCUACUGCCUGGUGGCACUUUAUAUGGCGGCCCAGCCCAAAAACAAAUGACCUGUGCCAAAGCAGGACCAACCUCUCCUCACUUGACACUUUUAUCAGCAGCCAUGUUCCCACCAAGCGGUCCAGUAUGCUCCAAGUCAGCUUCUGGUGGUAUGGAUCUGAAUCACGGUUGCCCACAAUGAUUUAUUCACACGUAUAUUGCACAACACAGCAGCAACACAACCAAUGUUGUAAUAGCGCAUGAUUUUUGCAGCAUUUUAAAGCAGAGUUAGACAAAGCUGCUGGAUGCUGACCACUCAUGACACUUCAAAGCAGCUACUGCCAGAGGUUGCCUACAGCCACAGCUAAUUCAUGUUUUACCGUACCAACGUGAGCCAAACUGUACUGCUUGGUGGAAAUGGUUAAAUUUGAUGUGCUGACACCCAGCAUUUUGCCCCGCCCUCUGUGAAACCUCUUGGGAUUCUCAACAAUAAGAAAUGAUCACUGUCACGCCCUAACAACACAACAAUGUCGCCUUUUCUAUACAAAAUGUAAUGGAUUGAAUAAAUUUUAUGGGAAAACGGGCACAAA
Dunckerocampus dactyliophorus (ringed pipefish) is the source of this 963-nucleotide messenger RNA. RefSeq names its product cytochrome c oxidase subunit 7A-related protein, mitochondrial (gene cox7a2l). Gene Ontology annotation, biological process: regulation of oxidative phosphorylation; mitochondrial respirasome assembly; mitochondrial electron transport, cytochrome c to oxygen. The record is from RefSeq and is a predicted model, not a curated record. The transcript has 3 exons. The coding region runs from base 97 to 444 and encodes 115 amino acids. NCBI's taxonomy places the organism in Eukaryota, Metazoa, Chordata, Actinopteri, Syngnathiformes, Syngnathidae.